GUCUAUGGAAUUUUCUAUGCCACAUCCUUCCUGGAGCUGUACAGGAGCCCUCACAACACCACCACCACCUCCCACAACAUCACGGUGCUGGUGCAGCGGGACGAGCAGUACCUGUUCCUGGUGCGGGUGAUGUCUCCCUACCAAGGGCCACCGUCUGACUCUGUGGUGGUGAAGAUGAUCCCUGACAAUCGCCUGCCCCCGCGGCACCUCCACUCGGUGCACACCGGGAAAACCUUCGCGGUCAUUAAGUGGGAAUCGCCCUACGACUCACCCGACCAGGACAUGCUAUAUGCUGUUGCAGUCAAAGAUUUAGUAAGAAAAACAGAUAAGAUCUACAAAGUGAAAACCAGGAACAGCACGGUGGAGUACACCAUUAAGAAACUGGAACCAGGAGGGAAAUACCAUGUCAUUGUUCAGCUGGGAAACAUGAGCAAAGAAUCCAGCAUGAAGAUCAACACAGUUCCACUGUCUGCACCAGAUGCCUUAAAAAUCAUAACAGAAAAUGACCAUAUUCUGCUUUUCUGGAAGAGUUUGGCAUUAAAGGAGAGUAAUUUCAACGAGAGCAGGGGUUAUGAGAUUCACAUGUUUGACAGCUUGAUGAACAUCACAGCUUAUCUGGGGAACACCACAGAAAACUUCUUCAAAGUUUCCAACCUGAAGAUAGGUCACAACUAUUCAUUCACUGUCCAGGCCAGGUGUCUGUACAGUGGGCAGAUGUGUGGUGAGCCAGCCACGCUGCUCUAUGACGAGCUAGGAACUGGUGAAGACUCGUCUGCAGCAAAAUCUGGCAGAUCCACAGAUGUUGCUGCUAUCGUGGUGCCAGUGCUGUUCCUGCUGCUGGUGACCCUGGGGAUUGGCUUUGUGGUGCUGUACAUGAGGCACAGGAGGCUGCAGAACAGCUUCACAGCCUUUGCCAACAGCCACUACAGCUCCCGCCUGGGCUCAGCAAUAUUCUCUUCAGGAGAUGAUUUAG
Molecule: messenger RNA, 973 nt
Organism: Acanthisitta chloris (rifleman)
Lineage: Eukaryota; Metazoa; Chordata; Aves; Passeriformes; Acanthisittidae
Product: sortilin-related receptor-like
Exons: 6
Molecular function (GO): protein binding
Source: RefSeq, a predicted model, not a curated record